This is a messenger RNA of Cryphonectria parasitica EP155, 1422 nucleotides long. RefSeq names its product thiolase. Gene Ontology annotation, molecular function: acetyl-CoA C-acetyltransferase activity. NCBI's taxonomy places the organism in Eukaryota, Fungi, Ascomycota, Sordariomycetes, Diaporthales, Cryphonectriaceae. Gene Ontology annotation, biological process: fatty acid beta-oxidation. Bases 1 to 1308 code for a protein of 435 amino acids. The record is from RefSeq and is a predicted model, not a curated record. The transcript has 3 exons.
AUGUAUUCCUCUUACCUGCGGCCCGCCCUCCGACAUGGCACUGGCACCGCUGUCACAUGCCGAAAUGCUUCCGGAUGCAUACGAUACUUCUCAGCGAGGGGGGCCCUUCAGCAGGAAAUAAGGGACGCAUACAUAUUGAGCGCCUCGAGAACACCAACAGCCAAGUUUAAUGGAUCAUUCCUCACCGUCCCCGCUCCUAAGCUCGGCGCCGUCGCCAUCAAAUCCGCCAUCGAGAAAUCCGGCGUGCCAGCCGACAAGAUCACAGAUGUCUACAUGGGCAACGUGAUACAGGCCUCUGUCGGGCAGGCCCCAGCGCGGCAGGCAUCCAUUUUCGCGGGCCUUCCACCCUCAGUCGAGGCCAUCACCAUCAAUAAGGUGUGCGCAUCGGGCCUGAAGGCUGUCGUCUUCGCCGCGCAGAACAUCCAGCUGGGACUGGCCGAGGCACAGGUCGCUGGAGGCAUGGAGAACAUGUCUCAGGUACCCUACUAUGUCCCGCGCGCGAGCUCGCUGCCGGCAUUCGGGCACGUCAAGAUGGAGGAUGGCCUGAUUAAGGACGGCUUGACAGAUGUGUACGAUCAGAUACACAUGGGAAAUUGCGCUGAGAACACGGCCAAGAAGUAUGAGAUCACACGUGAGAUGCAGGACCAGUAUGCAAUCCAGUCGUACGAGCGCGCACAGGCGGCAUGGAAAGCCAAGGCAUUCGCCGACGAGAUCGUGCCGGUGACGGUUAAGGGCAGAAAAGGCGACACCGUGAUCGAUACAGAUGAGGGUUAUAUGGAUGUCAAGCUGGAAAGGAUACCCACGCUGAAGCCCGCCUUCAUUCGGGACGGCACAGGCACAGUCACCGCGGCGAGCUCCUCGACGCUCAACGACGGAGCCAGUGCGCUGGUGCUUGGUAGCAAGGCGAUCGCGCAAGAGUUUGGGUCAAAAUCGAGAGUUCUUGCAAGAAUAUGUGGAUCUGCGGAUGCUGCGGUGGAUCCAAUCGACUUCCCUGUUGCGCCUGCAAAAGCUGUGCCUAUUGCCCUUGAGAGGGCUGGUAUCACGAAGGAUCAGGUGGCCAUUUGGGAGUUCAACGAGGCCUUCGCCGCCGUGAUCAAGGCUAAUGAGAAGAUCCUCGGACUUGAGGGGGCUAAGGUCAACCCAUUAGGUGGUGCCAUCUCAUUGGGCCAUGCGCUCGGAAGCUCAGGAUCUAGGAUCCUCACGACCCUUCUCCAUCAACUCAAGCCGGGUGAGUAUGGUGUUGCCGCGAUCUGUAAUGGUGGCGGUGCUGCUACGGCCUUAGUAGUGCAGAGAAUUGAGUCCGUAUAGGAAGGGAGUGCGGUACAGAAGUGUACAAUAGGUAGUUUGAAGGUGGAUGAGUUUAUAUGAGGCGCAUAAAAUGCAUAUGACGAAAAUAUCAGAAAUGAAGAACAAAUAUGUGCC